GCCAAGUGCCUCCGACCCUUCCAGUACAUGCCAUUUCCACGCCAUGUUGAUUACAGACGCGAAUAUGGACGGUCUAUUCAUCCGGUCCCGGAGUCGUUGCGCAGGGAUAAAAGGAGGAGCAGGGACUUGGAAGCUUUGCUUCUUUCCUUCUCCCACUUGCAACCCCCGGUUUGACAGCGGACAACAUAGCUGAUCAUGGAGACUAUCCGGGACGCACCAUUCGGCCAACUCCUACGCUGGCUCACAAGAGACCGUGUCUUGCUCUAUCCAGAGGAACGCCCCGAUUUCGUACUGCCUGAACCGUAUAAAAACCCGGACACGAAACUACCGAGUGAUACCCUUGAGGACGUCGAGAAGCAGGAAGAUUCCAAAGAACUCGGCCCCGGACCUGACGCUGGAGCGAGGGAUAUCGAGGAGGGCAGCGAGGCAACGGACCAUCCUCCUGUUCAACCCCAGCGGACCAACGAUGGUUGUAUUCUGGUGAAUUGGUACUCGGAUGAUGAUCCGGCUAAUCCGCAGAACUGGUCUUCCCUGAAGAAAGCGUUGGUGACACUGCAGAUAUGGUAUGUUAACUGAACAGGAAGAAUGUUGUCGAGCGCUGGCUAACAAUACCUGGGUGUAGUCUAUACACCUUUGUUGUUUAUGCGGGCUCUUCCAUAUACGUUCCAGGUGAAGAGUAAGUAAGCAUGUUAUUCAUGCUGCACUUGUCCUUGAAGCUGACAUUGUACCAUGUACGAAGGCUCAUCAUGGACCGCUUCGGCGUCCAGUACUUUAAAGCAUCACUGGGCCUGGCCCUAUACGUCCUUGCCUAUGGACUUGGGCCCCUUCUGUGGUCACCGUUGAGUGAAAUGCCCCUGUUAGGCCGGAACAUCCCAUACAUCGUCACCUUCUUUAUUUUUGUGAUCCUCUGCAUUCCGACAGCUCUGGUCGACAACCUGGGUGGUCUUCUGGUAUUACGCUUUCUCCAGGGAUUCUUUGGAAGUCCCUGUCUGGCGUCUAGCGGUGCUACCAUGCAAGAUAUACACUCACUGUUCCUCUUGCCUGUAUUUCUUGCAGCCUGGGUCUCAUCGGCCUAUUGUGGUCCUGCUCUGGGCUCCUUGCUAUCAGCAUUCGCCGUCACGGCUGAAGACUGGCGUUGGGCAUUGUGGGAAAUCCUCUGGAUGGCCGGUCCUGUCUUCGGAGUCAUGUUCUUCUUCCUCCCCGAGACUUCAGCAGAUAACAUCCUCCUUCGACGAGCAAAAAGGCUGCGGAAGUUGACAAACAACCAGGCCUUUUCCUCGCAGUCGGAAGUCAAACAGCGCCAUCUGCGUUUCCAUGACAUCCUGGUUGAUUCCCUGAUCAAGCCUCUGGAAAUCACCAUGAAGGAUCCGGCUGUCCUCUUCACGAACGUGUACACGGCUCUCGUCUACGGUAUCUACUACUCCUUCUUCGAGGUAUUCCCGCUCGUCUACCCGGUCAUCUACGGGUUCAGUCUGGGGCUAACGGCGACGGUCUUCGUCUGCAUCAUCGUGGCUUGUAUUCUGGGUGUUUCUGUCUACUACGCGUACCUAUUCCUCUAUCUGUUUCCGGAUAUCAUGAAGAGGGGUCUUCGUGCCCAGGAACACCGGCUGGUUCCUGCCUUGUUUUCUGCCUUUUUCACUACGGCUGGGCUUUUUAUAUUCGCAUGGACAUCCCGAAAAUCAGUCCACUGGAUAGUCAGUGUGAUCGGCCUGGUGAUCUAUGGGGGAUCCGGCUUUAUCACUAUGCAGUGUAUCUUCAUAUACAUUCCCAUGUCAUACCCGCAGUACGCGGCGUCGCUGUUCGCAGCAAACGAUGCGUUUCGCUCGAUGUUCGCCUUUGGUUCCAUUCUGUUCUCGCGCGCUAUGUAUCUCAACCUGGGUGUUGCCAAGGGGGUGACCUUGCUGGCUGGGUUGAGUGUGUUGGGUAUCAUUGGUAUGUUCGUGUUAUACUUCUACGGUGCAAAUCUCCGUCGUCGGUCCAAGUUCGCUCUACAUGAAUAAUUGUCUUGAAGUUUCUAUAGAUAGAGAGAGAAAGGGGGAGGAAGUACUGGGAUAAUGCAAUGGGAAUAUAAUAGAAGUAGAGUAUGAAUAAACUACUGUAUUACCAUUUAGAAUAAUACAUUCAGAUAAUGCCCG
Molecule: messenger RNA, 2135 nt
Organism: Monascus purpureus
Lineage: Eukaryota; Fungi; Ascomycota; Eurotiomycetes; Eurotiales; Aspergillaceae
Source: the annotation of a GenBank genome assembly